Messenger RNA from Coccidioides immitis RS, 351 nucleotides. RefSeq lists its product as uncharacterized. The record is from RefSeq and is a predicted model, not a curated record. The transcript has a single exon. The coding region runs from base 1 to 351 and encodes 116 amino acids. NCBI's taxonomy places the organism in Eukaryota, Fungi, Ascomycota, Eurotiomycetes, Onygenales, Onygenaceae.
AUGUCAAACCAUCUGGCAGAACUGUCGAAGCUGAACCAUUCGACUGACGCGCAGGGUAACUUUGAACGUCAGGCUCAGGCUCAAACCAGAUCGAAUGCAGUAAGCCUUCAAGGAUUGAUCUCUGGCGUGGCUGGACGGAAUAGGGAACCCGUCGUUUCGGCGCUGCAGCCUUUCCGAUACAAAAAUAGUUUCGGGAAACUAGCUGUCGAAAGAGAUCGAACAUCAAGAGAAUCGGAGGCCCGUAACCUAGCCGCGGAGGACGAGUGGGUUCCACAGAUCCGCGGAAGAUUUAUCUCACUCGUCUGUAUCGCGUUGCCAAUUGGCAGCACUUUCAGCCGCUGCGUUGUGUAA